Messenger RNA from Adineta steineri, 1002 nucleotides. Lineage: Eukaryota; Metazoa; Rotifera; Eurotatoria; Adinetida; Adinetidae. The record is from the annotation of a GenBank genome assembly.
AUGUCAAUCAUCGACAAUACAUCUUUUAAUGAUAUAUCAUUGUAUGAUGAUGAUACACGACAAUUUUAUUUGAUUCAAUUUUGGGUAUUUCUUCUUUUAAUUAUUCCAUCGAUUAGUGCGUCAUUAUUUGCUUUAUAUCAUUUUCUUCAUGAUAAAAAUCUUCGAAAACCAUUUCAUAAUUAUGUCAUAAUUAUUCUUCUUAUAAUUAAUCUAUUUUAUGAAUGUACAGACAUAUGUAUAUAUAUUCAUUAUUUUCGUUGUUUUGAAUCUUUUUCAUCAACACUUAGCUUUCGUCUUUUUUGGGGAUAUAUUGAUUGGGGAGUUUAUGCUCUUGAACUUAUACUAUAUGCUUGGACUACAAUUGAAAGGCAUAUUCUCAUUUUUCAUGAUCAAUUAAUAACUACAAGAAAUAAACGUUUUUUUAUACAUUAUUUUCCACCAAUUAUAAUAUUUAUUUAUUGUUUAUUGUAUUAUACAAUAAUAUUUUUUGCUUCACAAUGUAAGGAUGAUAUCGAUGAUAUAACUGGACCAAGUUUAUUUCAUUGUGCUUAUGAAAAUAAUACACUUUACAUGUAUGAGAUAAUAGUUAAUGCAAUAUUACCUACUUUCAUUGUCGUUGGUUCGAGUAUAGUUCUGUUAUUACGUGUUGUAUGGCAAAAAUAUCAUACUCAUCGACAGAUGCAUUGGCGACAAUAUCGAAAAAUGACAUUUCAAGUAUUGAUUAUUUCAUGUCUUUAUCUGAUUUUACCAUUUCCCUCUAUGUUUAUUAUAUUUCUUCAGCUAUGUGGUGUAUCCAAUGACGUUGGAGCUGAAUUUUUAUCACGUAUGACGUAUGCUUCUUAUUAUACUUUACUUCUUUUUCCAAUAUUUUCUAUUGGAUCAUUACCAGAACUCAGAAAAAAAUUCAUCAAAAUGAUACAAUUUCGACAACCACCACGUACUAUUCAUCCGACAAAUGUUCCUACCGCACUCAAAAUAAACAAUCGUGCAUCUAUUCAAUGA